Messenger RNA from Diospyros lotus (date-plum), 1623 nucleotides. RefSeq names its product polypyrimidine tract-binding protein homolog 3. Bases 107 to 1426 code for a protein of 439 amino acids. Gene Ontology annotation, molecular function: mRNA binding. Gene Ontology annotation, cellular component: nucleus. NCBI's taxonomy places the organism in Eukaryota, Viridiplantae, Streptophyta, Magnoliopsida, Ericales, Ebenaceae. The record is from RefSeq and is a predicted model, not a curated record. The transcript has 15 exons. Gene Ontology annotation, biological process: regulation of RNA splicing.
AUUAUACACAUAAAUAUAAUAUAGGGCACCGAGCAACGCCCUAGCUCUGACCACCUUCUCCUCCCGCCCUCUCUCUCUCUCUCUCUCGCGUCGCAGGUUGUUUGAGAUGACCGAGCCAUCCAAAGUCAUUCAUGUGCGAAAUGUGGGUCAUGAAAUUUCUGAGAAUGACUUGCUUCAGCUAUUCCAGCCAUUUGGGGUAAUCACCAAACUGGUCAUGCUCCGUGCUAAAAAUCAGGCUCUCCUCCAAAUGCAAGAUAUUCCUUCAGCUGUAAAUGCAUUGCAAUUCUACACGAAUGUUCAGCCAAGCAUAAGGGGAAGGAAUGUUUAUGUUCAAUUCUCAUCGCAUCAGGAACUAACAAACAUGGACCAGAAUCCUCAAGGCCGCGGGGAUGAGCCUAAUCGAAUUCUCUUAGUUACAAUUCAUCACAUGCUAUAUCCUAUAACCGUGGAAGUGCUGCAUCAAGUGUUUUCUCCUCAUGGAUUUGUGGAGAAGAUCGUCACAUUUCAGAAGUCAGCUGGUUUCCAAGCCCUUAUACAGUAUCAAACACGCCAAAGUGCUGUCUCAGCAAGAAACUCUCUUCAGGGACGAAAUAUUUAUGAUGGUUGCUGUCAGCUGGACAUUCAGUUUUCAAACCUUGAUGAGUUACAAGUGAACUACAAUAAUGAGCGAUCAAGGGAUUUCACAAACCCAUCUCUACCUUCAGAACAGAAGGGAAGAUCAUCACAACCUGGGUACGGAGAUGCAGGCAGCAUGUAUGGAGCCAGAGCAGUUGGAUUUCCACAGAUGGGCAAUGCUGCGGCCAUUGCAGCAGCUUUUGGAGGGGGGUUGCCUCCUGGAAUAAGUGGGACAAAUGACAGGUGCACUGUUCUAGUGUCUAAUCUAAAUCCUGAUAGAAUUGACGAGGACAAACUUUUCAAUCUAUUCUCUAUCUACGGAAACAUUGUUAGAAUCAAACUUCUCCGCAAUAAAACAGAUCAUGCAUUGGUUCAGAUGGGUGAUGGCUUUCAAGCCGAACUAGCAGUACACUUCUUGAAGGGAGCCAUGUUGUUUGGGAAACGAUUGGAGGUAAACUUCUCUAAGCAUCCGAACAUAACAACUGGUGCUGAUACGCACGAGUACUCAAAUUCAAAUCUCAAUCGCUUCAACCGCAAUGCUGCAAAGAAUUAUCGUUACUGCUGCUCCCCAACCAAAAUGAUCCACCUAUCCACCCUCCCCCAGGAUGUCACUGAGGAGGAGAUUGUGGCCCACCUUGAGGAACAUGGCACCAUUAUCAACACCAAGCUCUUUGAGAUGAAUGGCAAGAAGCAGGCCCUUGUUCUGUUUGAAAACGAGGAGCAGGCCACAGAAGCCCUCGUUUGCAAACAUGCCAGCUCCCUUGGGGGUUCAAUGAUUCGGAUCUCUUUUUCGCAACUGCAGAACAUCUAGAGACCCUCAUAAUGAGAGGUAAUAAGGAGUGACAAGUGAUGGAACAAUGCAGGUGGUAAUCCUUUUUACUAGUGUUAUGUUUCUUGUAACUCUGGUGAUACUGGCUUUGUCUUGGUUGGUGAGAUUCUCUCUUUGGUUUUGUUGGUACUUCUACUCUUCUUCAUAUAUAUUAAUGUGCAUGUACUAGUUGGUCUGUC